UAAGCAGCCAUGGCAAUAGAAGGAAGAAGUCCUCCAUCUCGGCGGUUUCUGGCAGCGACGCUAAUUGCAUAUUGUGCCUUCUUCCUUAUGAUCGCUUGCUGUCGUGCCACUCCUGCUCAAGAUCGAAAGGUGUAUAUAGCAUACAUGGGCAACUGUCCAAAGAGCCAAGCUUCUCUUCCCGCGCUGCACUUCGGCUUGCUUCACCGCAUCAUUGGCAAUGCUAAGGUCGCCUCAGAUUCCUUGAUCUACAGCUACCAUCGGACCUUCAACGGCUUCGCUGCCAGACUAACAGAGGCCGAGCAUCAGAAACUUUCCGCCUAUGAAGGUGUAGUUUCUGUGUUCCCCAACAAGAUCGCGAAGCUCCACACGACGAGAUCAUGGGAUUUCAUCGGCUACCCCAAGAAUGCUUCGACAUCAACCCGCCGCCAACAGAGCAACCUGAUCAUUGGAGUGCUCGACACCGGAAUCUGGCCUGAAUCGCCUAGCUUCGACGAUUCCGGCUACGGCCCGCCUCCAAAGAAAUUCAAGGGCAGAUGCCAAUCGUCCUCGAAUUUCAGCUGCAACAAUAAGAUCGUUGGGGCCAGGUUCUACAACGUCGCAGGAGAUUACGGUCCAGGGGACAUUCCUUCACCCCGGGAUUCCGACGGCCAUGGAAGUCACACUGCAUCCACUGCAGCAGGGAACUUUGUCACCCCUGCUAAUCUCUAUGGCAUCGCCAAUGGGACUGCCCGCGGCGGGGUCCCUGCGGCUCGAAUCGCAGUCUACAAGAUCUGCUGGGCUUUUGGAUGCUCAUAUGAUGAUAUUAUGAAAGCCUUUGAUGAUGCUUGUUCUGAUGGAAUCGACAUGGUCUCGCUCUCGGCUGGUGGUUCGCCGAUGGAGUAUUUCCGUGACCCCAUUGCUAUUGGGGCUUUCCAUUGCAUGAAGAAGGGAAUUUUAACCUCCAACUCGGCUGGCAACGACGGCCCUUUUCCUGGAUCAGUCUCCAACAACUCUCCUUGGUCGCUUACUGUUGCUGCAAACACCAUUGACAGAAAGCUGACGACCAAUGUCAAGUUGGGUAAUGGCGAAAUUUAUAAUGGGACCUCUCUGAAUAGUUUUGUGUCAAAUAAAUCGAUGUGCCCUAUCAUAUACGGUGGAGACGCACCAAACACGACAGCCGGAUACGAGGGAAAUGUGUCCAGGUAUUGCUACUCGGGUUCCUUGGAUAGAAACCUGGUGCAAGGGAAAAUUGUUUAUUGUGAGUUUGCCGGCCAGGGAGAUGGACCUAGAGAAGCUGGUGCUGCUGGUGCCAUAAUGGGAAACAAUCCACAGGGAGAUGUGGCGUUUCCUUACCUUCUUCCUGUGUCUCUCUUGAGCGAAAAGGAUGGAAGCAAUGUUUUGACUUACUCGAACUCAACCAGUGACCCAACUGCAGUGAUUUACAAGACAGUUGACUACCUGGAUGGCUCAUCUCCUUACGUGCUUUACUUUUCCUCGAGGGGUCCCAAUCCGAUAACCCCUGACAUUCUCAAACCGGACUUGACAGGACCUGGAGUAAACAUACUGGCAGCGUGGUCUCAAGGUACGACUAUGACAGGUCUACCUGGUGAUGAAAGGGUUGUCGCAUACAACAUCAUCUCCGGUACUUCUAUGUCUUAUGACAACAGGUGCUCAUGUUACUAUGGAAAUCUAUCAGCAUUAAUCUCUAAAGAUAGCAAGAAAUAGUUUGAAGACAGCAGCACGGCCCCUGAGUGCCAAGUAUAAUCCCGAGGCUGAGCUAGCAUAUGGGACGGGACAAAUCGAUCCAAUCAAGGCAGCAGAUCCUGGGCUUGUAUUUGAUGCUGGGGAGAAGGAUUAUGUCAAAUUUCUCUGCGGCCUGGGCUAUUCGACCAAACAACUCCGGCUUGUCACGGGAGACCCGAGUGCUUGUACUGCAGCUACAAAUGGAACCCUAUGGGAUCUAAACUAUCCUAGUUUUGCCAUAUCAGCAAACAGAUCAGGGGUCUCUGUGAGUAGGGUAUUUCGCAGAACCGUCACCAAUGUUGGAUCAGCGAAUGCGACCUAUAAAGCCACGGUAAUUGCACCAGCAAACCUCAGGGUCAGAGUUAGCCCAAGUGUGCUUAGUUUCAAGACUAUUGGGAAGAAAAAGUCAUUUGGUUUGACAGUCUCUACCGUGGUUGGGAAGAACACUACCUCUGGUGUUCUUGUCUGGAGUGAUGGGAAGCAUGUAGUAAGGAGCCCUAUUGCUGCAUUUGUGUCAUCCAGUGAAUGAUCAAUAAGCUGGGGUGUUUGUUUCAGGUGUUCUUGUCUGGAGUGAUGGGAAGCAUGUA
Linum tenue is the source of this 2309-nucleotide messenger RNA. Lineage: Eukaryota; Viridiplantae; Streptophyta; Magnoliopsida; Malpighiales; Linaceae. The record is from the annotation of a GenBank genome assembly.